This is a messenger RNA of Drosophila grimshawi, 4774 nucleotides long. RefSeq lists its product as uncharacterized. Gene Ontology annotation, cellular component: early endosome membrane. NCBI's taxonomy places the organism in Eukaryota, Metazoa, Arthropoda, Insecta, Diptera, Drosophilidae. Gene Ontology annotation, molecular function: metal ion binding. Gene Ontology annotation, biological process: endosomal transport. The coding region runs from base 74 to 4525 and encodes 1483 amino acids. The transcript has 9 exons. The record is from RefSeq and is a predicted model, not a curated record.
AUAUUUUGCAAAAGGAGAAUUUGUACAAAAAGAAUUGGAUAAAUAAGGCUUAAAUGCAAGCCGCUUAGUCAAAAUGGAUCUGGUGGACAUCGAUCAGGUCCUGGACAAUCUGGAAGCAGAGCUAAAAGCGGAUGAGCAACAGAGCCGCAAUGCAGCCGCAACAGCAGCAGCAGCAGUUGCAGUCGCAGCAGCAGCCGCGAGUGUUGCAGCUGUGAAUGUGGGCGCUGGGGAGACACGCCCACUGGGCGAUGGCAGCGCUGGCGCAGCCAAAAAUUUUGUUGCCGUCUCUCAGGUGUUCAACAGCCUCAACGAUUAUCGCAACAAUGUAAAAUCACUCGAAACGGAGCUGGAAACCAGGGAAAGCUACGACUGGAAGCAGACAGCUGAUGAGCAGCAGCAGCAGCAUUCCAGGCAGCUGGAAGUUGUCGACGAUAAUGAUGAUGAAGAAGAUGAUGAAGUGGUCGAUGACGAUGAUGAUGUUGAUGUUGAUGAUGAUGAUGAUGAUGAUGCGCACGAGGACAUUAAAAAGUACAGCGAAGCGCAGGCAAAGCAAACGAGCAACAAUAACAAAUCUGGCGAGGAGCUAACGGUAUCCUCCUCCGAAUCAUUAACCACCUCCUCGUGCUCCACCUUCUCCUCGGGUCCCUCUCCGGGCAACAUAACCAACUCCGAGGAGGAGGAGGAGGAGCAGCAACAACAGCAGCAGCAGCUGCCCAAAGCAAAUAAUGGGGGAGAGCAGCAGGCGCAGGAGCAGGAGCCGCUAGUGGAAUCGAUUGCUGUGGAGGAUUUGGCAUUGGGUCUAUCCUCCAUAUCGAUAACCACAACGACAACAACAACAUCAGCCUCACCAUCCAUUUUGCCAGGCGAAGUCACAGCCAGCUCAGCUCUGGGCAAGGUGCUCAACGAGCUCUCAGCGGAGACGAGCACCGAACUGGACAUGCCCAGUCAACAGGCAGCCAAAAAGAAUCAUCUCCAUGAUGCAGAUGAUGAUCUGGAUACGAAUAAUUCACCAGUGGAGCCGGCGCCAACGUUGGAUGCAGCUUUGGGGCAACAACAACAGCAGCAGUUGCAGCCGCAGUUGCAGCAGCAGCAGCAGCGGGCGGGCGAGGAGGAGGAGUCACAGGAUGUGGCGCCAAAGCGCAGUCAACCUUUAACCUUCUGCUCGACCAUGGACGAAAUCUCGGACACGGAACUGGACAGCAUGCUGCAGGAAGUGGAGGCGGACAUUGAAGAGGAGCAGCACAUGGAGCAGCCAGCUGUGGCAACAACUCCAGCUGCUGCAACCAGCUCGAACACGAACUACAUCCACCAGGACAUGAUUAAAAUUGAGAAUGUUGAUGAGCCUGAUGUCGACGAUGAGCAUGCUGUGCUUGAGGAUGAGGAUGAGGAUGCUGACACUGGUGCCACGGCAUCGCCCGCAACGGAGGAGGAAUCGGUGCGCAUCUUGUCCGAGCAGGAGACCACAUCAGCGGAUCCUAUGAAUGUGGACAACUUCUCGCAGGCAUCCACUGUGGAAUUUGCCGAGCUGCGAGCACACGAAACGGCGGCGCCGGAGGAGGAGCAGGAAGGAUUGGCCUCACCGUUCAGUAGCAGUGCCAGCGAUACUGAUUCGCUAUCUGGGCGCAAACUGGAGGAGGAGGAGGUGGAGGUGGAGGAGGGAGUGGUGCAGCUGGAGGAGCAGGAGAUCAUUGGUCCCGAUACCGAGCAGCGACCACAGCGUCCACAGACCCUAGAUCUGAAUGGCGGCGGCUUUCAAACGAAUGCGGGACAAACACCUCCGCCACCAACGGCGGAUCAGGAUCAAGAUCAGUCACAGCAGCUGCAACAGCAGCAGCAGCAGCUGGCGGCAGGCGGAGAGGGUGCAGAGGUGGGUGCAGCGGAGGAGAAUGGCGACGACGGCGAGGCCGAUGAGAGUCCCAUCUAUGAGGCGGUUGGCUACAGCGAUCCGCAUGCCAAUCUGGGCAAGGUGCCACCGAUCUGGGUGCCCGACAACAUGGCCACGCAGUGCAUGCAGUGCCAGCAGAAGUUCACCAUGAUCAAGCGGCGCCACCAUUGUCGCGCCUGCGGCAAAGUGCUCUGCUCCGUCUGCUGCUCGCAGCGAUUCCAUCUGGAGUUCGCCAACGAGCCCGAGUCGCGCGUCUGUGUCCAAUGCUUCAUGAUACUCAGCGUACGCCAGACGGCCGCCAAUGGCAUCGGCGCUGGCAGUGGCGCUGGCAGCGGCGCUGGCGGCGAUGCUUGCAUCUCGGACAUCUAUGCCGGUGCCCAGCCAGCUGUGUUGCCGCCGACGCCGAUGCGCACUCCAAAUCCGAACAAUCCGAUGGAGUAUUGCUCAACGAUACCGCCACAUCGUCAGGUGGCGGAUGCCGCAGCUGCUCCGACGCCGAGCGUCAUUGUGCCCGUCGGUGUGCUGAAGAAGACGGAUGGCAGCUCCUCGAACUCGUCCAGCUCCGAUGGCAAGAAGGGUCGCAAGCGCAAGAGUGUCAUGUUCAGCGAUGGCAUCGCACCCGGCAGCGAACUGGCCAGCACCAUGGAGCAGCAGUGGGGCGAGGCCAAGCAGCCGCGUCGCGGUGUCCAGCGCAGCAGCAACAGCAGCGGCUCCUCCCAGAAGCCGCCCACUCCCGGCGCCUCCUCCAGUGGCAGUGGCAGUGGCAGUGGCAAUGGAGGCGCCAGCAGCGGCAGCAGUAUUGAUACCAACACCACCUUGGGCCUGGUCGCCCAGCUGUUCCGUGGCUCCAUACCGCCCACGGCAGCGGCAGCAACGCUCCAGGCAGCCACAGCGGGCAGCCAAGAGUCAAGCGCUGGUCGCAACACAGCGCAGAGUUCGCCGCGCCACAAAGUGGAGGUGCAACGGUCGCGCAAGUUGCCACCGAGCGAUGCACAGGGCUGCUGCAUACCCAGCGAGGAGAACUCGCUGCCACCGAUCUGUGUCGGCAGUCGCGAGGGCAGUAAUCUUAACUGUGAUGUGGAGUACAAGGAGGUGCGCAACGAUGCGGAUCUCAUCGAGCGUUUGCAACGCGAAACGCUCAAGUUCAUUCUGAAGAACAAUUUCUAUGUGCUCGUCAAGGUGGUCAACAUGAGUUGCUGCAUGAAUCGCUGGGUGCUGAACUUCACCACGUCCGGGCUGCAUCAUGUGGGCAACGAUGAGUUGAUCAUCUUGCUGGAAAUCAAGCCACCGCCGGCAGCGGCUGGUGCAUCGGUGCCGCGUGAUAUAUUCCAGCAUCUGUUCGAGAUCUAUGUGGAGGCGGAGUGUGCACGCAGCAGCACACAGGAGCUGGCGUUCACCAGUCCGCGGAAUGCCAACUUUUUGGGCUCACGGGAGCAUGGCGGCUUCAUUUACAUCCGACCGACGUAUCAGUGUCUGCAGGGCGUGAUUGUGCCCGAGAAUCCGUAUCUGGUUGGGGUGCUCAUCCAUCGGCACGAAGUGCCCUGGGCCAAGGUGUUGCCGUUGCGCCUUAUCCUGCGCCUGGGCGCCCAAUAUCGCUACUAUCCAUGUCCGCUGAUCUCGGUGCGCAAUCGUGAGUCCGUCUACGGUGAGAUUGCCCAAACGAUCAUCAAUUUCCUGGUCGAUUUUCGCAACUAUUCGUAUUCACUGCCCGCGAUACGCGGCCUCUACAUCCACAUGGAGGAGCGACAGACGACGGUGAUAAUACCGCGAUAUCGCCAGAACGAUGUCAUCAAGGCGAUCAACAAUGCCACCGAUCACAUCCUCGCCUUUGCUGGCAACUUCUCCAAAGUGGCCGAUGGCCAUUUGGUGUGCAUGCAGAACACCAACGAUGAUCGGUCCGAGAUGUAUGCCUAUUCCACGCAGGCAAUCAAUAUACAAGGACAGCCCCGUAAAAUAACCGGCGCCAGUUUCUUUGUGCUCAACGAGGCAUUGAAGAGCAGCAGCGGCCUAUCGGGCAAGUGCAGCAUUGUUGAGGACGGCCUCAUGGUCCAAAUUAUGCCCGCCAAAAUGGAGGAAGUGCGUCAGGCGUUGCGCAAUCAAACCGAUAUCGAAAUUGUCUGCGGUCCCAUUGCGGCCAGCGACGAACAGAGCGAAAUUGUCAGCAUCAAAUGGGUGGAUACUGAUCGGGAAAUCAAUGUGGGCGUCAAGUCGCCCAUCGAUGACAAGCCCAUGGAUGGUAUUGCCAACAUGCGUGUGCAUGCCAGCUUCAACUAUUCCAAUACCAAUUAUGCAAUACGCCUCAGCGAUAUAUUCAUUGUCAAAUGCGAAGAUUGGUAUGCCACAAAUGGCAACAACUAUGCGGAUAUCACGCGCAUCGCAGAGCAGCUGGCGAGAAGUGCUUCGAUGGCGCUGCUACCAUUUCUCGAUCUGCUCGCCGCGGCGGGCACCAACAAGCUGGCACUGCGCGCCACACUCGACCAGGAGAACGUGUGCUACGAGGCCGGUGCAAGGGGCAGCAAACUGCCGCCGCUUUAUAUGAAUGCACUCGAUAAUCAUCUGAUUGCCACGCUGCACGGCGAAUCGUCUGGCAUUCAGGAUCCUAUUAUAUUGGAACUGGUUUUCUACAUACUAAACGCCUAAAAGCCUUUGUGCAAUUACUGCUGCUGGAUCUUUAUGGAGCCACUCUCCCCACUCCCCACUAUCCCCUACGAUCGUAAAUUUCUAACCACGCCUAGCUCUGUAAGCCUUCCCCUCUCCACCCCUCUCCUUUACUCCUCAAUUAAUCGUUAUACGUAUUCUCCGCUGGCUGGUUUGCAAUGGGAGCGGAUGAUGCUGCAGUUACUGUAUAUAAUUAAUUAGUACAUGAUAAAUAUAUUAUCGGUGUUUUUC